Molecule: messenger RNA, 986 nt
Organism: Bombus pyrosoma
Lineage: Eukaryota; Metazoa; Arthropoda; Insecta; Hymenoptera; Apidae
Product: dnaJ homolog subfamily C member 24-like
Exons: 3
Coding region: 254-676 (140 amino acids)
Biological process (GO): positive regulation of ATP-dependent activity
Molecular function (GO): ferrous iron binding; ATPase activator activity
Source: RefSeq, a predicted model, not a curated record
UUUGUAUAUGACCGUGGUAUGAAGUGUACAUACAUGUACAUGUAGGCCAUUUCCUAAGUUCUCGCGAGCGCGGGUUUUGAUCUAAGUGAAUAACCCUUAUAUAUGUAUAUAGAAUUAACAAAACACAAAUAUUAUUUGAGAUUAUCGUCUUGAAGACAAGUUAUAUAAUCUACUCAUAUUUGUCCUUUGUACUUAAUUGUCUCCAGCAAUGAUGAUGUCUUAUGUGCAUACAUAUGUAAUGCUAUAAUCCGAAAUGAUGGAUUUAAUGAAUUAUUAUGACAUACUUGGUUGUACCAAGGAAUCAACAUUUGAAGAUAUAAAAUGUGCAUAUCGUGCAUUAGCUUUGAAAUUUCAUCCAGAUAAAAAUGCAACAGAAUUUGAUAGUAUAAAAUUUCAAUAUGUGUUAAAAGCUUGGCAUGUUCUGCGCGAUCCAAAGUUGAAAGAAGAGUAUGAUGCCAUACUAAAGCAAGAAGAAUUAGAUUUGGAAAAUAUUUUAAUAUAUGCAAAAAUAUGGGUGAAUGAAUUGGAAGAAAUGGAUAAUAAUAAAGAUAUGUUGUCUUAUCAAUGCAGAUGUGGGGGAUUAUAUUGUAUCGAGAAGCAACAUAUUCAAAAGAAAAAUCAGAUGAUACACGUUCCUUGUUCAGAAUGUACUUUUUUUACUAUCAUUGAAACAUAAUACUUGUAUGUAACAGCUAAUGACAUUAGGACAGACACAAGACAAUCCAAUUAAAUUACUAUCACGAAUACUCGAUUAACCCUGGUUGUUUAAUCGAUGAACAAUAAAUAGCGAAUGAUUUUUGAACAUGUUACGCAUGGAAAAUUAAUCAAAUACUAUAGUGGUAAGUAUUUGACAAUGAGCAGAUACAAGCGCAUAAACUUUUUUGUAUUAUUAUAUUUAUAUAAUCAUUCUUCAUAAUUAUAUUUGUAAAAUGAUUAUAGAAAUAAUAAAACAUCUAUAUUGUUUUACAAUAUAGAAAAACUAAAAA